UAAGUUUAUAUUAGUUAAUCCUAGAAAUAUAAAUAUAUAUUUACUUUUCGAUAAAAUUUCUUUUAGUCAUUUUCUUCUUUGAGAAACUAUUUUUAUGAAAAUAAAUUAAAAAAGACUAUCUAAGAGAAUUUUUCAUUUAUAAUUAUUUUUUAGUAAGAAAACGCAAAUUGAUUUCACAAUAAUUAUUUCAUUAUGUAUCAAAUGAAGAUUAUGAUUAUUUUGGUGAAAGAUGUAGUUGUAUGCCAUUUUCCUUUUUAUGGUAAAAAGUUGUAUGACAUUUAACGGGGGAAAGUAGUUUUACUUUUUAUAGUUUUAUCAGAUUAGAGAGGUUUAUUACAACUCACAGAUGAUGUUGACAAAAUAAACUUUAUUACAGUUGAAAAAAUGAAACAAAAAAGUUGAUUAAAGUUGCUUUCUUAUUGUCUUGCUACGCAUGUGCUUGGGAAGAUUAGCAUGGACAGCAAUAUCUGGAAUAUUGUUCAAAUGAUUAUAUACUGUUAUAAUAUAUAUACAAUUUUGUUUUAAUAUAUACUUAGCAUAUUUAAAUGUGAUAAUAAAUAUGUGGACAUAUCCAAUCUAGUGUAUGUUGUUUAUCUUUAAAGUAAACAUAUAAUAUUUACAUGGGUAUAUAAAAGUGCUUAAAAUGUAUUAGAAAGAAUUCUUUUUUUAUAAAAUGAGAAACAGAAAAUGUAAUGAGAGUUUCUAUUUUCAAAUUAAGAAAAUGAAUCUUUUUAAUAACAAUGCUGCUGCUACAUUUUCUUAAUAACAAUGCUUGAAUAAAAAGAUUACCCGACUAACCUGGAAGAUUCACUCCGGUAUGUUACCGCGAAAGUUAGUACUGAUAUGAACCAACAACUUUUAAAAAAUAUUUAAAAAGAUUUAAAAAAGAUUUGAGAAGCAGCAUAAGAAUUACCCGACUUAUGCUGCUUCUCAAAUCUUUUUUUGAGAAGCAGCAUAAGAAUUUUAAAAAAGAUUUUAAAAAAAAUUCAUUUUCUUAAAUAUUUUAAGAAUUGUAAUCUUUUUAUUCAAGCAUUGUUAUUAAGAAAAUGUAGCAGCAGCAUAAUUUGGGGUUUUGAAUCCUUAUAAAAUUUGAAAAUAUUUAAGGAAGACAUGAGAGUUUCUAAAUAGUAAAAUUAAUUAGCAUCUGAACGAUCAAACAAGGUUUAAGAGUUCAGUCCAUAUAAAUAUCUACCAAACUAAUAAUUAGAAGUCUGAAAUGUUGUUUCUCACAUUUUUCAACCAUUAACUUUGUAAAAUUAUACACACACACGUUUGGAUGGUAACAUAUGUGUUUCUGGUUAUAGCAAUUAAAUUCUGAUGAUCUUUUGGAAAUCUCAUUAUUCCCUGUAGUCGUCAGCCUUGACGCAACAUUUCUAAAAUAAUACGAUGAUAAUACUAAUACGGUAUUAUUAAUACCAAUAAAACGAUAAAUUAACCUUAAACAAAUACAAGGAAAUAGAUCACGUUUCCUUGUCAAAGCCGCCUCUUCUUGAUGGUCAAGUAAACAAAUACAUUCAUACAUAACGCAGGCACAUUCACAUAUAUAUACAAAGAGCAAGUCCAAGUGUAUGAACAAAACAGAGUCAAGAAGACAGAAUUUAAAACAGAAUAGCGAAGAUCUCAUAACAAUGCAGGAUUUUUCUUCUACGGUGUCGUUUAGCCCUAGCUUCAGUUUCUACGUCUCGGGUGACGGUCACAUCGUAGAAACCGCCGUUAGAGUUGUCCGUGAGUCACAGAGGUACUAUUCCGUUAAAGUAGACGGAGACGGCGACGAAUCUGAAUUCGAGUUCGAAACGUCGCCGUUACGUGAAGAGAGCUUCUUCCACUUCCCAACGACGGCGGAGAAAGAAAACGAUGCCGAUCAAUCUCUAUCUUCGCCGUCUCAGUCGCAUUCAUCGUCGGACGAUCCAGAUCAUGACUUCUCGCCGAGCAGAUACUACUGUUUCUGGACCCCGAUCCGAUCUCCGGCGAGAGGAGAUAGCUCCAAGAGCAAGUCUUCGAGACGUUGCCGGAUCAAGGAUCUUCUGAGGAGAAGCCGCAGCGACGGAGCCGUUUCGACCACGGGCGAACCGAAACGGUGUAGUUUCAAGGAUCUUCUUCUGAGAAGAAGCCACAGUGACAGCGGCGGCAACGGUUCGCCGGUAGUGAAAGAGAAGCUUAAAACGGCGUCGCAUAAGUCUACGAACGUUGGGGAAGUGAAUAUGAGAAGAGAGACUUAUUUACCUUACAGGCAAGAUUUGAUCGGCGUUUUCGCCGGGAGGAGCAGAUUCCGUCGAUAAAAAGAAAAAUUACAUAUAGCUCCUUGUUUUAAUAUUUAUUUUUGUUUUUGGCCAUGUAAUUUUUUUUAGUGCUAUUUAGUUCUUGUACUUUAUAUUUGCCACUUGUAAAGACUCUCGAGGAAAUAGAGGUUUCUUGUGAUGUCAAGGCAUGACAUGUAAAAACAAGCUGGUAGGUGGGUGACAUCGCGUUUUGCGAUGCUGACAUAGGCUGUAUUAUAUAGAUGUGAUGCUUGUUUCACUGGUUAACUAAGCAUGCAUGCUUGUGUGGUUACUUAACAGGGAGAGAGGUGUGUUUGAACGUGUAUGUUUCUGUGUUGUGAAUUAGUGAUAUAAGUUGAAUAAUAGCUGAUAGCUAUCUUA
Brassica rapa (field mustard) is the source of this 2639-nucleotide messenger RNA. RefSeq lists its product as uncharacterized. The record is from RefSeq and is a predicted model, not a curated record. NCBI's taxonomy places the organism in Eukaryota, Viridiplantae, Streptophyta, Magnoliopsida, Brassicales, Brassicaceae.